CACUUGCCCAUCUAUCCAUCCUAACACACCUCACAAACACAUAUAGUUCAUUCAAAGUUUGAAAGGGAGGGGGAGCAGAAGAGUAGUAGUAAUUUGAAGAGAACCAUGGCAGCCUCUAGCUUGGCCUCGGCUGCUUCAAGCUUCGUGCUCACCUCCAACAUCUCCACCACCACCACCACCACAUCCUCACGUAUCAGCUUGCUCACCUUCUCCAAACCAAGCAGGAAGCUGGUGGUCCGAGCUGGAGAGGCGUCGGCGCCGCCACCUGCUCCACCAGCAGCAGGAGAGGGUCCUGCAAAAGCCACCAAGCCCCCUCCGCCGCCACCGAUCGGUCCCAAGAGAGGUGCAAAGGUGAAGAUCCUCCGUAGAGAAUCCUACUGGUACAAUGGCGUCGGAUCAGUGGUGACUGUGGACCAGGAUCCCAAGACUCGCUACCCUGUUGUGGUUCGAUUCAACAAAGUCAACUAUGCCGGCGUCUCCACCAACAACUACGGUUUGGAUGAGAUCCAGGAAGUGUGAGCAGUGAGUGCUGCUUGUUUGUGGCAAUGAGUUUGAUGUUCCAGCCUCAAAAUUGCAUGAUUACAUGCUGAUGCAAACUCUUGUACUUAAUUCUUCUUCAGUUUGAUGCAGCUCAGCUACAAAUGGACUCCUUUUCUGAUAGGAUUAGUAUAUUUGUAUGUGAAGAUCUUAUUAGGCUAUACAUCCCAAAUAAAAGGUUUCAGGUGA
This is a messenger RNA of Musa acuminata AAA Group (dessert banana), 726 nucleotides long. Its product is annotated as photosystem I reaction center subunit IV B, chloroplastic-like. Lineage: Eukaryota; Viridiplantae; Streptophyta; Magnoliopsida; Zingiberales; Musaceae. Gene Ontology annotation, cellular component: photosystem I reaction center; photosystem I. The transcript is spliced from 3 exons. Bases 106 to 519 code for a protein of 137 amino acids. Gene Ontology annotation, biological process: photosynthesis. The record is from RefSeq and is a predicted model, not a curated record.